This is a messenger RNA of Leptosia nina, 1530 nucleotides long. The record is from the annotation of a GenBank genome assembly. Lineage: Eukaryota; Metazoa; Arthropoda; Insecta; Lepidoptera; Pieridae.
AUGGUGUGCUGUGUGCAGGCUAGCUCUCUAGUUGCCCUCACAUACAUAUUCAAAUUUCAAUCUAAAGUUCAAAAUCAAGAUAUAACUACACAUUUACCAACAAGGUGGUUGUUGGGUCAAGAUCUUCCAGUGUUGCUAUCGCGCGCCAAGAUGUCAACGGGAGGAGCAACAGGGCCGCUCCUGUACGCCGUGUGCGCGGCUGUACUGGGCAUGCUGCAGUUUGGAUUCAACACUGGCGUCAUUAAUGCCCCUCGGACAUUCAUAGAGAAUUUCAUAAAUGAGAAUUAUGACGUCAAUUCAGGAGUUAUCUUCAGUGUUAUCGUAAGCAUCUUUGCUGUGGGUGGUAUGAUCGGAUGUCCUUUGGCCAGCUGGGUAGCCGACACUCGAGGUCGAAAGUUUGCAUUACUUGUCAAUGCAGCCUUUGGCGUACUGGGGGCCGUUCUUAUGGCCUUAAGCAAAACCUCAACAUCGCUGGCCAUGCUUAUCAUUGGAAGAUUCCUUAUUGGUAUUAACUGUGGAUUCGCAACGACUGCAUCACCGACUUAUGUGUCAGAAAUGGCCCCAGUACGAUUGAGGGGAGCUUUUGGUACUGUAAACCAGUUAGCUGUCGCGUUGGGUUUGGUAGGUGGCCAAAUACUUGGUAUAGAUGUCAUCUUGGGAAGUGAUAAUGGCUGGCCGUGGCUUCUCGGUUUGGCAGUCAUACCAUCGGCCGUGCAAUGCGUUAUGUUACCAUUUGCCCCAGAGACACCGAGAUAUCUGUUGUUAUCGCAGCGUGAUGAAGAACAAGCUAGGAACGUGUUGACCAGAAUCCGGGGUUGUGAUGACAUCGAUGAUGAGAUUAAGGAUAUGCACGACGAAGACCACGCUAUGAAACAGGAACAAAAAUUCACCAUUCUUGAUUUAAUUCGCAUCGAGAGUUUAAGAACACCUCUGGUCAUCGGAAUCGUCAUGCAUUUAUCGCAACAACUGGGAGGAAUUAAUGCUGUUUUAUACUUUUCUUCUUCGAUCUUCGUGAAGACUGGUUUGAGUGAGGGAGAUGCUCGAUUGGCGUCUAUUGGUGUAGGCAGUAUGUUAUUUGUAAUGGCGUUAGUGUCGAUACCACUAAUGGAUCGCUUGGGCAGGAGAACUUUGCAGCUGUGCGGACUUGGAGGAAUGGCAGUAUUCUCAGUGCUGAUGACGAUAGCAUUCUUUACCUAUGAGAACAAUAGAACUAUGAGUAUUUUUGCUGUGAUCUUCACUCUUCUUUACGUGGCUUUCUUUGGCGUUGGCCCGAGCUCGAUUCCUUGGAUGAUUCUAUCUGAACUAUUUGGACAGGGUGCUCGAAGUGCUGCAGUCAGUGUCGGAGCCUUAGUUAAUUGGCUGGCUAACUUUUUAGUCGGCUUAACAUUCAUUCCUAUGUCAGAUCUUUUAGGCAACUAUGUAUUCAUACCGUAUACUGUAUUACUAAUCUUAUUUUAUGUAUUUACUUACUUUAAACUCCCUGAAACUAAGAACAGAACUAUAGAAGAGGUUACGGCAUUGUUUAAAUAA